GAGGGAGAAGGGGGAGGUUAGAUCAGUGACAUCGGCAUUAGCAGGAGUCUGAUGACAGGAGCAGGCAGUCUUAUGAGUGCAGCAGAGAGAGUGAGAGGCAGUCAGUAUUGAGGGGGAGUCCGCUGAUUUACAGUCAUUUAGAGCACACAGCUCCACUCCUGGAAUGUCUCUUGGGUUCUGAGUCUGAUAGCUCUUAGCAGACCACCCCUCAGUGCUUUAGGAACUCUGCCUUUUCUUGGAUUCCUUCAUGGUCUGUAUAGUUGUGUGUGGAUAGAAUGCUGGAUGUGAGGUCUUCUCCUGCCCAAGUAACCAGCUUCAGCUGAGAUCCUCUACCCCGGCUGCCCAUACCCCGUGCCACUCUGUACUGCUUUAUGCACUUAGCAGGUCUACAUACAUAUAUGGAGAUUGAAGAAUCUGGAUCUCAGAUGGAUGUCUCCUCCACCUUGUAAUUUAAAGAAAGAAGGUGUGCUUUGGCUUGCCUGUGACUGAUGAUCUCGGGAUCUCCAGUGCCACAUGUGUACUGCAACUGGACUGCCCGUGGCUUUCCUGGUCAGUUCUUACUUUUACAGGAUCCUUCCAGCACUAACAUCUCCAUCAAUGUAACAUGCUACCUGCAUCCCAUCCAAACUUUAAUGGGACCCUGCUUGCUAACUGUGCCACAUAUCUUACAAGGUCCCCUGUUUACCUGAAAAUGCAGUAAUACCCCUUCUGUUAUUUGGAUCCACAGUUGUUCCUACCAGGUUCUCUCUCUUGAAAUCCUUGUGGAUUGUGUAACUUUUGGAAUCACUGAAUUAAAAAAAAAAGACUUUGGAGGACGAUAUACUCCAGGCUAAAGGACAUAGGGGGGAAGCAUCACAAGGUUACUAUGCAAUUGCGACUGCUUUCUCUGUGUUUUAUCAUUUUGAACUUCUUGGAAUACAUUGACAGCCAGCAGAUCCCCAGAGGGAGGCGACACCGGAGAAUGCAUCCUAAUGUCAGCCAGGGUUGCCAAGGAGGAUGUGCCACAUGUUCUGAUUAUAAUGGCUGUUUAACGUGCAAGCCUCAGCUGUUUUUUGCUCUGGUAAGGAAUGGAAUGAAACAAAUUGGCGUCUGUCGUCCCUCCUGUCCAAAUGGAUACUUUGGGAUUCGAUCUCCAGAAAUAAAUAAAUGUACAAAAUGUAAAGCUGACUGUGAAACAUGUUUCAACAAAAAUUUCUGCACAAAGUGUAAAAGUGGGUUUUACAAACACAAUGGAAAAUGCUUAGACACAUGUCCUGAAGGGUUUGAGAACAAUCACAAUAUGGAGUGCGUCAGUGUGGUGCAUUGUGUAGUUGGAGAGUGGAGCGCUUGGGGUCCAUGCACAAAGAGGGGGAAAACCUGUGACUUCAAGCGAGGAAAUGAAACAAGGGUUCGGGAAAUAUUACAAUAUCCUUCACCUAGGGGAACACCUUGUCCGCCAACUUCUGAGACAAGAAAAUGUGUAGUACAGAGAAAGAAAUGUCAAGACAGAAAAAGACCAAAAGGCAACAGAGAUGAAAUAAAAAAGAACAAACAAAGGCGAAAGGAAGGUGAUGCUCCCAGAAAACAAAGACAGAGAAAGCAAGAGAGAAAUCAGAGAGAAGGAAAGAGAGGAGAAGGCAAAGCCUAAGAGUCGGAAAGCACAAGAGCUAAAUCUUUGUGUGGUGUUAAUGAACAUUGAGAGCCUCAUACAUGUGACUGGCUUCGGAUGCUGCUACCUUGAUCAUAUACGCAGAUGACUGAACCUAUUUCUUUUUGGAAUGGAGAACUCAUGCACAGUUAAGGCUAAAACAAGGCUCCAAAAACUUUCCUUUCUGUGGAAAAAAGGGUGGGCAACAAGAAAAAAAUUUAUCUAAAAAAGCUUUCUCUGGAUGCUUUAGCCUUGUACACUUCUGUGCAUUUAGAAAAAAAGGACUGUUGAGAUUUUUUUAAGUAAUUAUUAAUAGUAUAUAGAAGAUAUAUCAUUAUUAUAAAUGAGACUUGGAUAAACAACUAUUCCUCAUUUUUCUAUAGCAUUGUUAAUGCUGUAUUUCAGAUUUAGGCUGGUGAAAUAAACAGCAAGUUCCUCUGACACAUUUUGUUACAGUGAUUACAUUAAGACAAAAAUACAAGAAGCACACAUUGUUGAGAACACAGGCUUGCCACAUGCCCACUUAAAUAGUGAAUAUCGCACUCCAUGCCAGAGUUCAAACAUCUUCUCUAUUUCAAUGUAAGUUACUUUCUGUCAUCAGUUUUCACUAAUAAGGUAAAAUGAAAACAAUGGUCUGAACCAUGUAAUGCACAUACAUAACAUCCAAUAAAAUGUAUUAACACUAACUUCAGCAAUCUUCUUUGUGUACAGGGGAAUACAAAUGUAACAUAGUUUUGUAUGUUCUUGCUAUACAAGUUAUGAUAAGUUCAUGAACUUAGUGUGUGAAUAUUGCUGUUAAUAUUCGUUAUUAUUCUUCCCUUCCCAAAGCUGGUUUAUGGGCAAAGCAUUAAGAGAAAGACUAUAGCUAAAAGAAUUAUAGGAGAAAUACAAAGCAUUUGCUCUAUACAGCAAAUCUAGUAACAGCUUCACAGUAACUAAGAUAUGCCCUUUAACAGGAAUAUUGUUAUAACUGCUCCUCUUAAAGGGAAGCUAUACUUGAACAUUACAGGCCUAUAUAUCACACCAAGCAGCCUAAACAUUAAACACUGUUUCUUUAAAAAAACAAAAUAAUGAAAAUGCAUAAAAAGCAAUCUACUUAUUGGUUGCUAUGGGUUACAAGACAAGAAGCAAAUUUAAGACAAUCUAUAACAUUACACCCUUUUCCAAACCUCUUGUGCUGUGCUCUAACAUUAACCAAGGACAUGCAUGCAUUCUGGGGUAAAGCUGCCAAAGAAUAGACAAAAGUGUGUCUUUUACGCCAUACUUCUUCCCGUUACAGUUAGAAAAAGCAUUUCCUGCCAGGUAAUGACUGAGGGAGUCCACAGAACAUCAUAAAAUGGUGACUCAAGGUAAAAGAUGUAAAAAGGGCAAUAUUUACUGAAAUACAAUUGCCAGUUUGGUAAGAUGAUUUAAUAGGCCACUUCUUAGGAUAUAAAUUAUGCUUAUACUUGUUCAGUAUAUUCAGUUCAGUUUAUUUUCUAACUCUUAGAUAAGCGUAAGCUUUUGUUCAUAAAAGAGCCGGCUGACAGUAAGGUUAUGUAAACAUUAGUAAACUGCUUUUAGUAAAGAGGCAGAAUCAAAGAUAAACUAUAAUAAACCAGUUGCAGGAACAUAGCAUUUAAGGUCAUGUAUGUACUGAUAAAGUAAUAACUCAAUACAUGUUAUUAAAUUAUAGUGGAAUAUCUGAAUAUAUCACCAGAAGUGGGCUUUUCAUUACCUUAUACACUGAGCAACUAAAAACAUCUUUAAACAGUUAUUGUGGCAACAGAGUUAUAAAGAUCUCAUGUUAAGAAAUAUAAAUAUAUAUAUGUACAGUAUAAUAUACUUUUGAAAGAGCAGUUGUCAACAAUAAAUAAAUGUAAAUGUUCUUCUGUGCAACCUUGCUCAGUAAAAAAUAUGGUACCAAGCAUCACAAAGAUUUUCAGACAUGAUGUACUAGGCGUAAUCAUACUUUAUCCAGCCCAUCAUGUUCUAAACCGUUGCUUUCAUUUAUACUACCAUAUCUAUCAUGCAUGUGUCUACAUGAAAAAAAAUAAAACAGAAAAAUAAAGCCUUCCACAGACACAACCUUUAAUCCUUUUGCUGCUGGAGAGGCCGUUAAUUCAUUGUUGUGCAUUUUAUUUAAGGGCUUUCCAAAAGCAAAAGUGAAUAUUUGCUAUAUGACAGGAGGACAGAUACAAAAUGCAAAGGAGGGAAAGAUCUUGGAAGCAUUGUGUUUUUUUUCCAGUCAUGUUACCUUCUGGAAAAUCUGAUUUUGUUAUGUAACCUGUUUAUUGAUUAUCAUGGAGGAAAAGGGAAUACAGCUUCAGUAACAUGUAACUAUUGAAAAAUAUGCCACUGCAAUAAAUAUACUUCUGAACAAAUUCAA
Messenger RNA from Xenopus laevis (African clawed frog), 3995 nucleotides. It is a transcript of the gene rspo3.L, whose product is annotated as R-spondin 3 L homeolog. Gene Ontology annotation, biological process: positive regulation of non-canonical Wnt signaling pathway. Gene Ontology annotation, cellular component: extracellular region; non-collagenous component of basement membrane. The transcript is spliced from 5 exons. Gene Ontology annotation, molecular function: signaling receptor binding. The record is from RefSeq and is a predicted model, not a curated record. NCBI's taxonomy places the organism in Eukaryota, Metazoa, Chordata, Amphibia, Anura, Pipidae. The coding region runs from base 866 to 1627 and encodes 253 amino acids.